Haliotis rufescens (red abalone) is the source of this 2045-nucleotide messenger RNA. RefSeq lists its product as uncharacterized. The coding region runs from base 43 to 534 and encodes 163 amino acids. NCBI's taxonomy places the organism in Eukaryota, Metazoa, Mollusca, Gastropoda, Lepetellida, Haliotidae. The transcript has 2 exons. The record is from RefSeq and is a predicted model, not a curated record.
GAGUUCUCCUUAGAGACAGCAUAGCUACCGGAGAGCGUCAAGAUGGCGGCACUGAGCAUGGGGGCGUUUGGUCUAUCUUAUCAAAAGUAUCUGCAAGAACAAGGAGAUCGCGAAAGAGAGCUGAAUCGAGGACCUGGUGCGGUGUGGGUAACUAAACGAUAUAUACCAACGGAUCUCCGUGUCACUGCACCUGUGCCAAGACACAAAUUUCUGGCCCCUGCGGAUCUUCCCACGGUGGAAGAACACUGGCUCCCCGUGGGAGAACCCCCUCUCAGAAGUUUUGACAGGAGGGAGGAAAAGAUGAUCUACGCGUCCCACCCGUCUUCCAGAAGCGAGGAGUGGUCCACCCUGAGACAAACUCUACCAUCUAGGGGGGGUCACAAGAAACCCUGUCCCCCAAAUUGGGGGACCGGCACGAGCCUCCCACCCAUUGUCACCGAGAGGACGGUCAGUCGAUUCCCAAUCGUCAACAGUCCGAUGACAAGAUAUGUUGAUGACAUGCACCUUACCAACAGACUAUUCAAGCUUCAUUGAACACAGCUGAAGCCCCAAGUCUUCCAUACCACUCCACGCGGAACUGUAAACACCGACAUCUUGUGUAGAAAAUGAUAUUCUACCAAGCUCUAUCAAACUUUCGUUUAUCCGAACCUUGUUGCCCCAUGGUCGUCGGUUAUGGGUCGAGUAUUCAUGUGUUGUGAACGGUUAUAUGUGGGUAUUAAUGCUGGUGAAUGAUGUUUUGUUGUUAAUAUGUUUAUUCAUGGCUCUACUUGCUGUGACAUUAUUGCUUUUACAUACGAUACAGUAUUAUUAAACUAUACCUGCCAGUAUUAUAAGUCACUCUGCAAAUUAACCGUAGGGAAUUUGUUUCAAUUGGUUUUGGAUGUGUUUGGUUGUUGAUUAUUAUGUUUAGAUUUAAUCGAUAAUAUUGUUCUUGCCAUGGUGAUUUGACGUUAUUAAUAAUGUAUUUUUAAGGUUUAAUAGUCUGGAUCUAAGCCUCAUCAGUAUUAUUGCAGCCACCAUAACGGUAACAACCACAGUGUUCAUGCAGUGUUUAGUUGGUGUGUGACAUUCUGUGCUGAAAAUUCACACGUUUUGUUCUUGUGGGAUUAGGUGGUCAGUGAUUAAUAGUUUAUGCUAAUACUAAAUAUUUAACAGUCAUUGUAUUGUCGUACUAUAUUGCACAUGGGAUCACUGCUCUUUCACAUAAUCAUAUAUUAUGAAGUAGCGUAUCAUCCUCCUUUUUAAAUAGAAAUACAUAACUUGAGAUAUAUGCUUAGAGUUGCGUGACUAUAUAUCAAGUACAGUAAACUACGGUUAUAACGAACACGCUUAUAACCAACUAACGGAUAUAACGAACUAACGUUUUAGUCCCGACUAUAUGCUGUAGUUAUGCUGUAUAUAUAUGCUUAUAACGAACUACGGUUAUAACGAACUAAAAUUAGUAGUCCCUUUGAGUUCGUUAUAACCGUAGUUUACUGUAUUUAAAUUAAACCAAGAUUGGUUAUACCAAUUGAUGUUUUCGCCUUGUUUGGAAUCUAUUUGGUCUCUUACAAAAUCAAUCGAUGUUGCAACAUUAUAUAACCAAGUAUACGCAACCGUUAUUCAAAAUGUGCCUUAAAUUAUAUAUUACGUAUAAUACUGCAUAUCAACGAGCUCUUCAACAUCCUACUUAUGAAACGCUUAUGCUUAUCCUCUUUUAUGUAUAAUUAUUGAGUUAUUGAAAAGUAAUACAACUGUCAGUAUAAUGGUCAUUGAUUGUCCCGUCUACUGAUAAUAUCGGCUUCUCAUCGUGUUCCUUUGAUCUCAGCCAUCUAGUCAUUAUUCUUGCAACUGCUUUCUAUCAACCGCUGAUCUGUCUAUCGUGUUUGAUGUUACGUAGCUAUGACAACUGUCUGUUGCUUGUGUUGCUUGUGUUACUUGCAACGUAUAUGUGCAAGUUUCGGCAUUUUGGAAUUUAACUUUAAAAACCUUUUUAUAUUUUGAUUCUUUUCAUUUCAUUUGUAUUUUAUAUGUGUCUAUGUUGGUGAAUAAAAAAUACAUUUUCA